This is a messenger RNA of Oryzias latipes (Japanese medaka), 2650 nucleotides long. RefSeq names its product aarF domain containing kinase 2 (gene adck2). Lineage: Eukaryota; Metazoa; Chordata; Actinopteri; Beloniformes; Adrianichthyidae. Gene Ontology annotation, cellular component: mitochondrion. The record is from RefSeq and is a predicted model, not a curated record.
GUCUGGUAGAAAGCAGCGCCGUAGAGUAUCGCACUGAGUCAGGUCGACGCUGGGAAUUUGUGGAACCGUCGACAUCCCACCUUCACCCCGUUCUGUUGGAAAAAAGCCGACGUUCAACGGCCGCAUCUCGCAUGGAGCCCCCUACGACGUCACGUUUGGUUUCGUCCGGUAUCGACACAGCUAUACAUCGCAAACCAAGAUAAGAGGUGAACACGAGCGGACAUGAUGGCUAUGCUGAGCUUUGGAGGCAGAGCGGUCCUCAGCCUGAGGUCCUCCCUGCUCCAGGCCAGCCGCUUCUGCAGGAGCAGAGCAGUGCAGAGUCGUGGUGCACUUCCGGUUAAAGGAAGGCAGAUUUUAGCUGGCAUCCCCAAAGUGACACUGGUCUGUUGGGGUGCAGUCAGUGCUUCAUGUGCAGCCAGCUGUCAGGAAGCAGCUCUUCCCUCAUUGGUGCCUGACAGGAAGUCUCUGGCUAAAGUCCAGGUCCACAAACUGAUCUUCUUCCUCCGCCUCAGCCUCCGGGCUUUGGUUCUUCUCCUAAAGUUCGGUCCUCUCCUCCUCCUGUCCCCGCUGACCCUGCUUUCCUCUCACUGUGCCGAUCGCUGGCUUGACGCUUUGCUGUGGGUGACGGAGACCUCUGGUCCGACCUUCAUCAAGCUGGGGCAGUGGGCCAGCACCAGGCGCGACAUCUUCCCACCAGAGUUCUGCGAACGCUUCUCCAGGCUGCACGUGAAAGUGCGCCCUCACUCGUGGGCCCACACCAAGCAGUGUCUCCAGAGAGCCUUCGGAGAGAGCUGGAGACGGGUGCUGGUGUUUGAGAGCAAAGAGCCCGUGGGGUCGGGAUGUGUCGCCCAGGUGUACAGAGGCUUUGCCCGCGUGGACCAGGUGGAGGAUCCAGCCUUCCAGUUGCUUGUGGAGGAGAUGGAGAAGGAAGACUUGCUGGGAGCCUGGGAGAUCCCUGGGUUGGGAGGUGUGGUGGGCACUCUGCAAAAGCUCUGGAGGGGCAAUGAGGAAAGCCUGUUUGAUGAGCAGCAGGAGGAAAGCAGCGUGGAGAAGGAGCGGCUGAUUCCGGUGGCGAUCAAAGUGGUCCAUCCAGGCGUCAGGAGGCAGGUGGAGAUCGACCUGCUGCUAAUGAAAAGUGCAAGCUGGCUCCUUCAGUGCCUGCCUGGACUGAAAUGGCUCAGCGUGUGUGAGAUCGUGCAGGAGUUCGAGAAGCUGAUGACCAAACAGAUUGAUCUACGUUGUGAGGCCAAAAACAUGGAGCGUUUCCUCGAAAACUUUCGAGACGUCGACCAUGUCAGGUUUCCGACUCCGAUGCGGCCGUUUGUCACCAGGAACAUCUUAGUGGAAACCUUUGAAGAAAGUGAGCCGAUUUCUAAAUACCUGGCCUCGGAUAUUCCGAAGGAGGUGAAGCAGAGGAUAGCCAGAAUGGGAGUGGACACACUGCUGAAAAUGAUUUUCGUUGAUAACUUUGUCCACGGCGAUCUCCAUCCGGGAAACAUUCUGGUUCAGUGUCGGGCGCCUAUCGCUGCCUCCAGCGACGGUUCGGGCCUCUCGGGGGAACACCACGGGAAGACCACUCUCACCGACCUUCUGGACACGGUGGUGGUCAGCGUCAGGCCGGACCCGUGCCCGCUCCAGCUGGUGCUGCUGGACGCUGGCAUCGUAGCCCAGCUGAGCGACCACGACCUGGCCAACUUCAAGGCCGUCUUCACAGCUGUGGUGCUGCGUCAGGGUGAAGAAGUGGCAGAGCUGAUUUUGCAUCACGCCAGAGCCAGCGAAUGCCAGGAUGUGCCGCUGUUCAAGAAGGAGAUGGCGGAGCUGGUGGAUCACGCCCUCAGCAACACGCUCUCUCUGGGAAAGAUUCAAGUGGCUGACUUACUCUCCAGAGUCUUUGGUCUUCUCAUCAAACACAAGGUCAAGCUGGAGAGCAAUUUCGCCUCCAUCGUGGUUGCCAUCAUGGUGCUGGAGGGUCUGGGCAGGUCACUCGACCCCCACCUGGACAUCCUGGGUUUGGCCAAACCCCUGCUUCUCAAGAACUGUGCCUCGCUGCUGUGAAACACACCCGACACCGUCAGAUGGGCCGCUCUCUGAGAUCCUUCCCAUGCAUCUUCAACAUCAGGAGGGAUUCCACCAGAAACUACAGGAUGGUUGCAUCCAAACCACAGAGACCUCAUUAUGUUUUAAAAAUGAGAGUUUCUUCAUUUUUAUUCCUGAGUUUUGACUCAAAUUCUGUAGAAAUGCGUGUCUAAAGUGACAAAAAACUAGAGAUAAUAUUGAAACCAAUCAUUUUAAAACUGCUAUUAACAUCUGCAUUAUUUAUUACUUUAAUGUUUUAUUAGAAAGUACUGCACUGUACAUGUUUUUAUGUACCGUUUUAAUUAAGUUCAUUCAGUCGCUGAACAGCCCAACAUCCAUUCAUUUACAAUUUUAUUAAAUCUGUCAAUGAAAAACAUACAAGACACAGUUCUGUCAACGUCAUCAGGAAGAACAGUCAGCAUGGCUGAACGAGUAAAGAUCAGGAGAGUUUGGUGCAAAACAAAACCAAAAUUAAAGAAGAAAACAAGAAAAUCCUUUAUUGCAAACCCCCCCCUUUCCCCCCAAAUGACCCUUUAGAGCUCAGACGAAGCAGCACUGUUCAAGUAAGCAGGGA